AGCAAAAUUAUUGUUUUCCUUUUUCAUAUCGGAUGACCCCAAACCAAGAACCUCCUGACUCAGCAAUCAUCCAGCUGCUCCUGCAGUUCCAAUGGACGUGGAUCGGCGUCCUUUCUCAGGACAAUGAAAGAGGAGAAAAAUUCAAAAGACGCUUGGAAGUUCUUGCUCUAAAAAAUGGGAUUUGCAUUGUUCUCUCAGGAACCGUCCCAGAAGGAAAUAUGCAUAUAAGUGCUGGAGAAACUCUCAUGCAAGAAAAAAGGAAAACGUUUCUUUCUCUAAUCAAGAGUCAAAUAAAAAUUAUAGUAUGCCAACUGGAUUUUCAGGCCUCGGGAAUCUUAGCAGUAAUAAUACAAACGAUGGAUACAUCCAUUGUGGGAAGGGUGUGGAUUGCAACAACUUUGACAGCUUUAAGUGUAAGUACUUUUGAUCUCUUGGUUGAUCUCCAAAAUAAAUAUGCUUUGUUUUCCUUCCUCAUCCAGACAAAGAGAAGGACUCAGUAUGAUGACAUUAACUCUUAUGCAUCUACGGUCAUAUUGUAUGGAAAGGAAGCAUUCCAAUGUUCUUAUUCAAGUCCUGUGUUAUCUAAGAAAGUCUGGAAAAAAUGCAGAGAAAAAGAGAAUUGGGAAUUCCCACCCCAUGAUGUGAUUGCAAGAAUACUGUCUCUGGAUUCCUCCAGUAUUUCCCAAAUAAUUCAAAUUGUGGCCUGGGUCCUCAGUGCUGCCUCUUCCUCCCAAUGGAAUAAUAGGAGAAUGCAAGUUGGAGACAAUCAACCAUCCCAGAUUGUACAGCCAUGGCAGGACAUUCCCACCGAUGGCCAGAGGGAGGAUGAGUAAAGUCACCAGGCAACCGGAUGACACCUUGAUUGGACCAUGUGACUGAUUGAUUGGAAAGAGGAGGAAAACUUUUACUUUUAAUUAGGUGAAAACUGUGGGAACAUUUAGAGUCAGCUUUCACCAGCCUAUGCCUAUAUGAUACAGUAUGUCUAAUAAAACUGAUAUUUGAUGAAA
Pantherophis guttatus is the source of this 1007-nucleotide messenger RNA. The record is from RefSeq and is a predicted model, not a curated record. NCBI's taxonomy places the organism in Eukaryota, Metazoa, Chordata, Lepidosauria, Squamata, Colubridae.